Messenger RNA from Mycena citricolor, 444 nucleotides. Lineage: Eukaryota; Fungi; Basidiomycota; Agaricomycetes; Agaricales; Mycenaceae. The record is from the annotation of a GenBank genome assembly.
AUGGUAUGUAUGGGCACCCCCGUCCUGACCCCCGUCCUGACCCCCGCCCAUCCCCCUGCCCCAAAAUGGCCAGCUGCCCCCUGUACCCCCGCAGGGGGGGACCUCCUGGGUACCCAUAGAGCUACGUCUAAGGGUGUUCAGCAAGAUGGUGCAUCUUGCCACACCGCAAAGUCAACCAAACAAUGGCUUGAGCGACACAAGAUCCCCCUUUUCCCCCAUCCGGCCUCGUCUCCCGACAUCACCCCGAUCGAGCCCAUAUGGCACGAGCUUAAGAAGCGUGUCAGAGCCCACAACCCACGUCCAACAUCGUUCGAAACCCUCAAACAAGCCAUUCUCGAGGAAUGGGAAGCCAUGCCCAUGGAGGACAUCAACAAGUAUGCACUUCACAUGCGUGAGCGUGUAGAGGCCAUUUUAGAAGCCAAUGGUGGUCAUACAAGGUAUUAG